Funneliformis caledonium is the source of this 276-nucleotide messenger RNA. The record is from the annotation of a GenBank genome assembly. Lineage: Eukaryota; Fungi; Glomeromycota; Glomeromycetes; Glomerales; Glomeraceae.
UAGAUACCGAACAAGAAGAAAUUGAGGAAAUUAGUCCUGUAUAUGAAGAUUCUUUUUUAGAAGGAGGAAGAGAAUAUAAGGAUAGUAAAUUGCAAGAGAAGACACAGAAACAACUCGUUAAAAAGAAACGAAAAGAAAUCAGAAACGAAGUAAAAAUCUUAUUACAAAGUGCGAAGUUUGAUAAGUUUCCGAUUAAUUAUACAAAGAAAUUUAGCAAAAUAGUCCCACAACUUGAACGAGAAUUGAUACCUCACAUUCGAAUAAUUCUUGAGCAAC